This is a messenger RNA of Opisthorchis viverrini, 198 nucleotides long. RefSeq lists its product as hypothetical. The coding region runs from base 1 to 198 and encodes 65 amino acids. The record is from RefSeq and is a predicted model, not a curated record. NCBI's taxonomy places the organism in Eukaryota, Metazoa, Platyhelminthes, Trematoda, Opisthorchiida, Opisthorchiidae. The transcript has a single exon.
AUGACAGAACACAAUGUUGAGGCACCAUUGGUUAUUUUCCAGCGUCUGCGACAAAUUUCCGAGAACGGAUUCACCAAAGUUAUCAAAAGCGUCAUUCUUACUCGCAGUCAAUCCCCUGGAACCGGACUUGGGACACUGUCGAAACCCCGCCCCGGAAUCUGCGCACGGUUGCGUCGAACCUGUGUGACAACGAGUUGA